UUGUGACGUCAUCCUUGUCGAGUCGCGUAUCUGCAUCCGAACGAUCUCACGUGGUGUUCCUCGACAGAAUUCUCGCGGCCACUAGCGGCGUAGCCGUGAAACAGCUCCCAGUGUAACCGAGAAGGGGCGGCGCGCGUUCCGGCUCGUCCAGCACUUCAGCGCGGGUGCCUUGCGUUCGAGCUGCUUCUCGUGCCAAGCUACUCACCGUUCUAAACUUCGUGCGCGGCGUGCGCUUAUCUGCAGCACCGAAGACAUCGUAUAGGCGCAACCAUUGAAUGACGCCUAUUCUCCACAAGAUCUACGCGUGGAACACAAAGGCAAGAUGCUGAAACCGGGCUUUCAACAGUAUCACCUAGUGCGAUCGGCUUUACACGCACCACGCCGGCAGCCCCUUCAGCAACGCUACACUACGCACCAUGCCGCAGUGUUCUUUCAAGGCUCUUCGAUUGCUUGUCAUAGCUUUGCGUUGUCGAAAACUGGAGAUUUGAUUUCCGAAACCAGCGCUCGGAGUCCUCGCUUCCUUCACCGGCGCUGUGCUCAUACGAUUGCCGCUUCAGCGCCCACAGCGAAGAGUGCUCGCCAGCUGCUGCGGGACGCGCCGCCGCUCAGUUACAAAGAAAGGAGCAUCGAGAUUACCACAUGCGGCGAACUAUACAAGAAAUGGCGAGCCGAAGGUCGUCGUGGGUACGAGCAGGCACCAGAGACGGGUGCUCAUGUGCCCGUUACGUACAUUCACACGGGGCUGGACCGCAUGGAACACGGCGACCGCACUGAGCGACCAUUGACCAUGAUGUUCACGGGUGCGCCGGGACAGUACCAGGACUAUAGCUACAACAUCCCUUUCCUUGACAAGAACGGCGUGGACGUCCUUUGCUUCAACUGGCCUGGCUUUGCAUUAACCAUGGCGACCGGCUACUGGUGGCACAGCUGCGAUGAGAAGACCAGACUAGUCAUCGAUUUUCUCAAGGAACUUAACAUCAAUAAGAUCGACAUGCUAGUCAGCCACAGCACAGGAAGUACUCCAGCGGUGCAGUUGGUGGCCGAGGAGCCGAGCAUCGAUGUCAAAUCCUUGGCCCUGCUUAUGCCCAUCGCAGCCCGAUACUUCAGGGGCUCCCAAAACCCGGUGCUUUUCAACCCUGCGUUUAUGUGGGCGAUGAAGAGUCGACGAGGCGUGGCCAUCAUGAUGCCCCUCUUCCAAGCGGUCAUGAGUCUGAUCAGGCACCCGACGCGGGGAAAGGCGUACGACGUCUUCUUCGCCUACCACUCGAGCAUCGGAUGUGAGGAGCAUAGGGUUGAGCAGCAGUUAACGAGAAUCCGAGACCGGAAGAUACCCACUCUCGUGGUGGUCAGCGACAACGACAGACUGCUCUCAAAGGAGGACAAUCGGACGCUGCUUCGGAGGUUGGGCUGCGAUCCCGAGAAAAUCUCUUUGUAUGGCAAGGGUGGAUGCCUCCUUCGCAGUGGUAGCGGUGACGGCUUGAAGGCAAUCGAGUUGGAGGAUGGAUCGCACUACGGAUUCGCACGCUACCCGGACAUCUGCAACAAGGCUCUGCUGGAACUAAUCACCAGGGUGCAAGGACGUUACAUUCUUGCGGACACUAGCGACGUAGCCGUGAAACAUAUGCCAGUGUCACCGAGGAGGGGCGGCCCACAUUCUAGCUCGGUGCAGCACUUCAGCGCGUAUCCCUUGCAAUCGAGCUAUACACCCGGACCAAACUACUUUCCGAGUGUUCGCCAGCUGCUGCACGACGCGCCACCGCUCACGUACAAGGAAAGGACCAUCGAGAUCACCACGUGCGGUGACCUCUACAAGAAAUGGCGAGCCGAAGGUCGUCGUGGGUACGAGCAGGCACCAGAGACGGGUGCUCGAGUACAAGUUGUGUACAUUCACACGGGGCUCGACCGCAUGGAGCACGGCGACCUCACCGAGCGACCGCUGACCAUGAUAUUGACGGGGGCACCAGGGCAUUACCGGGACUACAGAUACAACAUCCCUUUCCUCGAGAAGAAUGGCGUGGAUGUACUCUGCUUCAACUGGCCUGGCUUUGCAUUAACCAUGGCGACCGGCUACUGGUGGCACAGCUGCGAUGAGAAGACCAGACUUGUCAUCGAUUUUCUCAAGAAACUUAACAUCAAUAAGAUAGACAUGCUUGUCUGCCACAGCACUGGAAGCACUCCUGCGGUGCAAUUGAUAGCCGAGGAGCCCAGCAUCAAUGUCAAAUCCUUGGCGUUUCUUAUGGCCACCACAACCCGAUAUUUCAGGGGCACGCAGAACAAGGUGCUCUUCAAUCCUGCGUUUAUUUGGGCGAUGAAGAGUCGACGAGGAGUAGCCAUCAUGACACCCCUCUUCCAAGUGGUUGCGAAUCUGAUCAGGCACCCGAGCAGGGGCCAAGCAUAUGACGCCUUCUUCUCCUACCACUCGAGCAUCGGAUGCGAAGAGCAUAGGGUUGAGCAGCAGUUAGCGACGAUUCGAGACCGCAAGAUACCCACUCUCGUCAUGGUCAGCGGCAACGACAGACUGCUCUCAAAGGAGGACAACUGGACACUGCUUCGGAGGUUGGGUUGCGAUCCCGAGAAAACCUAUUUGUACGACAACGGCGGGCACCUCAUCCGGAGUGGUAAGGGCGACGACGUUGUCAAGGUAAUCGAGUUAAGGAAUGGAUCGCACUACGGAUUCGUACGCUACCCAGACAUCUGCAACGAGGCUUUGCUCGAACUGAUCACCAGGGCGCAAGGACGUUAGUUCAAGCAGUGCUGGUCCGGGGCUCGCGAGCGCACUCUUGGAUUGUCCUCCUGCCAGGUCGAUGUUCACCUGUACUAUGCGAUUUAUAGCUGAGUCUUCAAGCUCGCGUGAUAAGAUAUGUAUAUAUGAUGAGCUGAAGUGUUCACCUUGCGUAUAUUGUGCCUUUCUGAAAAGUACGUCCUUGAACUAUAAUACGAAUAACACUGCUAUUCUUCAGAAGAGAACGUUGCUCUAAUUC
Molecule: messenger RNA, 2981 nt
Organism: Rhipicephalus microplus (southern cattle tick)
Lineage: Eukaryota; Metazoa; Arthropoda; Arachnida; Ixodida; Ixodidae
Source: RefSeq, a predicted model, not a curated record